AGGAAGCAAUAAUCCAGGAGAGAGAUUUGCAGGUGUUGAUUGACAAGAAGUUCAACAUGAGCCGGCAGAGAAGAAAGGAGAGUUUAAGUAUCGCUUUAGGAGACAUGGCUUUGCUCUGGAUUCUUUUAUACAGAAAGAAGACGUGUUUGCUGGCUCAGAGGGAAAAGAAAAAUUGUUAAAGCAGUGUGGAUAUGACUUGAAUUUUUCAUCAGGCUCUCAACACCAUUACUAGGGGUGAAGAAUGAUCUCCUUCCAGCUAGUUUUCCAGUAAUUUCACAGAUGAAUUAAGGUUGGAAGAUGCUUCAGGAUGGAUAAAGCUGUUCAGCAUCCCAGUGAAAUCUUGAAUCAAACUGUCUCUAACAUUAGCCUUUCUCAGUUCUUGAACUUUGAUACAUGCCAACUUUCCUCCCUUGCAGAAUUCUUGCUUAUUACAGCUUACACAUUGGUUACACUAGUGGGGCUCGUUGGAAACCUUUGCUUAAUUAUUAUAAUAAAGAGACGGAAAGAAGCUCAAAAUGUCACCAACAUUUUGAUUGCCAACCUCUCUUUAUCAGAUGUCUUGAUCUGUAUCAUGUGCAUUCCUGUCACAGUUGCAUAUACCUUAAUGGACCACUGGAUAUUUGGGGAAGCAAUGUGUAAAAUAGGCUCUUUCAUACAAAGCCUAUCUGUCUCAGUCUCCAUUUUCUCACUUGUACUCAUUGCUGUCGAGAGAUAUCAGUUAAUUGUGAACCCACGUGGCUGGAAGCCUAAUAUUUCACAUGCUUAUUGGGGAAUUCUUUUUGUCUGGGGGCUUUCCCUCAUCAUAUCCACUCCUUUUUUAGUAUUCCACCAAAUAACAGACGAACCCUUCAAACAUUUAUCUUUCUACAGUGAUUUCUACAAGAACAAGGUUGCUUGCAUCGAAGCAUGGCCGUCUCUUACAGAGAGACUGAUUUUCACCACUAGCCUCCUGGUUUUCCAGUACUGCUUCCCACUGGGGUUUAUUUUUAUCUGCUAUCUCAGGAUUUUUGUAUGUCUUCGACGGAGACGAGGUAAAAUAGACAGGAUGAGAGAGAAUGAGAACAGGCUGAGUGCAAACAAAAGGAUCAGUAUGAUGCUGGUAUCAAUCGUUGUGACCUUUGCAGCUUGCUGGCUGCCUCUCAAUAUAUUCAAUGUGGUUUUUGACUGGAACUACGAGGCACUAAUGAGCUGUAAUCAUAACCUGGCAUUUACAAUCUGCCACCUUGUGGCCAUGAUCUCAACAUGUAUCAAUCCCAUCUUUUAUGGAUUUCUGAACAGCAACUUCCAGAAGGAUUUGGUAGUGUUAGCUCACCACUGCAGAUGCUCAGCAUCACAAGAGGAAUAUGAAAAUAUUGCCCUUUCAAACCUGCAAACGGAUGCAUCUAAGGGGUCUCUGAAGUUAAAUAAUCCCCAUGUGGAUAUAUAA
This is a messenger RNA of Vidua chalybeata, 1426 nucleotides long. RefSeq names its product neuropeptide Y receptor type 6-like. Lineage: Eukaryota; Metazoa; Chordata; Aves; Passeriformes; Viduidae. Gene Ontology annotation, molecular function: neuropeptide Y receptor activity; neuropeptide binding. Gene Ontology annotation, cellular component: neuron projection; plasma membrane. Bases 308 to 1426 code for a protein of 372 amino acids. The transcript is spliced from 4 exons. Gene Ontology annotation, biological process: G protein-coupled receptor signaling pathway. The record is from RefSeq and is a predicted model, not a curated record.